This is a messenger RNA of Dipodomys spectabilis (banner-tailed kangaroo rat), 2395 nucleotides long. RefSeq names its product LDL receptor related protein 3 (gene Lrp3). NCBI's taxonomy places the organism in Eukaryota, Metazoa, Chordata, Mammalia, Rodentia, Heteromyidae. The transcript has 7 exons. The record is from RefSeq and is a predicted model, not a curated record. Gene Ontology annotation, cellular component: plasma membrane. Bases 5 to 2323 code for a protein of 772 amino acids. Gene Ontology annotation, molecular function: protein binding.
CGGCAUGGAGAAGCCGGCAGCCGGGGGGCCGGAGGGAGCCCCGGGCCCCCGGGCGCAGCUCGCUGUCGUCUGCCUGGUGAACUUUUUUCUCACGGGGAGGCUCAGCAGCGCAGUUCCCGCCCUAGCUGCCUGUAGCGGGAAGCUGGAACAACACACAGAACGGCGUGGUGUCAUCUAUAGCCCAGCCUGGCCUCUCAACUACCCACCGGGCACCAACUGCAGCUGGUACAUCCAGGGUGACCGAGGGGACAUGAUCACCAUCAGUUUCCGUAACUUUGAUGUGGAGGAGUCUCACCAGUGCUCCCUGGAUUGGCUGCUGCUGGGCCCAGCAGCCUCCCCUCGCCAGGAGGCCUUCCGGUUGUGCGGCUCAGCCAUCCCACCCGCCUUCAUCUCUGCCCGUGAUCAUGUGUGGAUCUUCUUCCAUUCGGAUGCCUCAAGCUCCGGCCAGGCCCAGGGCUUCCGUCUCUCCUACAUUCGAGGGAAGCUGGGUCAGGUGACCUGCCAGGCAGAUGAGUUCCGCUGUGACAAUGGGAAAUGCCUGCCGGGCCCUUGGCAGUGUAACACCGUGGACGAGUGCGGAGAUGGCUCAGACGAAGGCAACUGCUCGGCGCCCGCCUCUGAGCCCCCGGGCAGCCUGUGCCCCGGGGGCACCUUCCCCUGCAGCGGGGCCCGCUCCACACGCUGCCUGCCAGCCCAGCGACGCUGUGACGGCACUCAGGAUUGCGGAGACGGCUCUGACGAGGCUGGCUGUCCCGACCUGGCCUGUGGCCGGCGGCUGGGUAGUUUCUAUGGCUCCUUUGCCUCGCCAGACCUGUUUGGUGCCGCCCGCGGGCCCUCAGAUUUACACUGCACCUGGCUGGUGGACACGCAGGACCCACGGCGCGUGUUGCUGCAGCUGGAGCUUCGGCUGGGCUAUGACGAUUACGUGCAGGUGUACGAAGGCCUGGGUGAGCGUGGGGACCGCCUGCUUCAGACCCUGUCUUACCGUAGCAACCACCGGCCUGUGAGCCUGGAGGCCGCGCAGGGUCGCCUCACUGUGGCUUACCACGCCCGCGCCCGCAGCGCUGGCCACGGCUUCAACGCUACCUACCAAGUCAAGGGCUAUUGCCUGCCUUGGGAACAGCCAUGCGGGGGCAGCAGUGAGUCGGAGGAUGGCUCCGGCGAUCAGGGCUGUUUCUCCGAACCACAACGCUGUGAUGGCUGGUGGCACUGUGCCAGCGGCCGGGAUGAACAGGGAUGCCCGGCUUGUCCACCUGAUCAGUAUCCCUGUGAAGGUGGCAGUGGGCUGUGUUAUGCACCUGCCGACCGCUGUAAUAACCAGAAAAGCUGCCCCGAUGGUGCCGAUGAGAAAAACUGCUUCUCUUGCCAGCCAGGUACCUUUCACUGUGGUACCAACCUGUGUAUCUUUGAGACAUGGCGCUGUGACGGCCAGGAGGAUUGCCAGGAUGGCAGCGAUGAGCACGGCUGCCUGGCUGCCGUCCCCCGGAAGGUCAUCACAGCUGCUCUCAUAGGCAGCCUGGUGUGUGGCCUAUUGCUUGUGAUCGCUCUGGGCUGCGCCUUCAAGCUCUACUCCCUGCGGACUCAAGAAUACAGGGCAUUUGAGACCCAGAUGACACGCUUAGAGGCGGAGUUUGUGCGGCGUGAGGCACCUCCCUCCUACGGUCAGCUCAUCGCUCAGGGCCUCAUUCCACCCGUGGAAGACUUUCCUGUCUACAGCGCAUCCCAGGCUUCCGUGCUACAGAACCUGCGCACCGCCAUGAGGCGGCAGAUGCGAAGGCACGCCUCUCGGAGGGGGCCCUCCCGACGCAGGCUGGGCCGCCUCUGGAAUCGGCUCUUCCACAGGCCUCGGGCGCCUCGGGGUCAGAUCCCGCUGCUGACGGCUGCCCGCACCUCCCAGACAGUACUGGGCGAUGGCUUCCUCCAGCCAGCAUCAGGGGUCGCCCCGGAUCCCCCUGCACCCCAGACGGACACAGGCAGCCCCCAGGUAGCUGGGGGUGGACCUUCCAUUGGCCCUGGCCAUACAGCAGAGGUGGGCUCUUCGGGGCCCUCCUCACUCUCAGGCUUACAAGACUCAGAGCGUACACCUGCAGACAAGGACAUAAAGGCCCCCAGGGAGUCUGUCACUGACAGCCCAGGCCCCGUGGACACAUCUCCUGAGCCCUGCUUGGCCCGGGAUCCCCAGCCCCAGGCUCCCACUGCCACAAGCAGCAGCAGCAGCAGCAGCACCCAUUCACCAGAGUCACUGGGGGUCUGCAGGAGCCCCCCACCACCCUGCUCCCCAACUUCGGAGGCCAGUGACGAUGAUGCUCUCCUGGUCUGCUGACCCAUCGGACAUGUGGGUGACGGCCACAGCCAUGCUUUGGAACCAGGGAAUACACAGUCAUUUCUACCCUGC